AUGGUUGUCUCAGACAAUAGUAAAUUUGACUUCAUCAUCGUUGGUGGUGGCACCGCCGGCAACCUUGUUGCUGGCCGCCUGGCGGACUGUCCCAAUGCUAGAAUUCUAGUCGUCGAAGCUGGUGUUGCCAACGCCAAAGACAUCGACGAGAUCAGAACGCCCUGCGAGGCUAUGGACCUCCGAAACAGCAAAUAUGACUGGGCUUACAAAACAACCAUGGUCAAGCGAGACGACUAUGAGCGCAUCGAGAAGCCUAAUACCCGCGGCAAGGCUCUUGGUGGUAGUUCAUCUCUGAACUAUUUUACUUGGGUUCCCGGAUCCAAAGGCACCUAUGAUAUGUGGGAGGAAUUUGGUGGAAAAGAAUGGACUUGGGACCAUCUUCUCCCGUAUCUGCGGAAGCCCGCCACUUAUCACGAUGAUGAAAAAGCGUACUCAGAGGACUUGAAGAAGAUUGGCACAUCUGGACCUAUUCCCAUUGCUCACUCCGAGCUCAUUCCUGAGAUGCAGCCUUUCCGUGAUCUUCUGACCAAGGCGUGGAAGUCCACUGGCCAGCCGGUCACGGAGAACGUCUUUGAUGGCCACAUGAAUGGUCUCACGUACAGUGUCAAUACGAUCUACAAGGGUCGACGAUCUGGAAGCUUCCUUUGUGUUGCCGACAAGCCAAAUGUCACCAUUCUAGGCGAGGCUCACGCGAAAACACUUAUUAUCGAUGAUGAUCGCACGUGCAAGGGCGUGGUUGUUAUCCUCCCUUCCGGAGAGGAGCUGAAACUAUAUGCCACACGAGAAGUCAUCGUCUCGGAGGGUGUCUUUGAGAGUCCCAAAUUGUUGAUGCUUAGUGGUAUUGGACCUGCAGCAGAGUUGAAGAAGCACAAUAUUCCUGUGAUCGUUGACUCGCGCCAUGUUGGUCAACACCUCCUAGAUCACCCUGGUGUUCCAUUCGUUCUUCGUGUCAAGGACGGCUACGGCAUGGAUGAUUAUAUCCUUCGCAAGGGAACACCGCAUCAUAAGAAGGCCCUUCAAGCUUAUAGCAACGGCCAUGGAGGUCCAAUGGGCUCUGGAUUCCUCGAGAUGGUGGGAUUCCCUCGAAUCGACAAGUACUUGGAAAAAUGCCCCGAAUACCGGGAAGCCAAGGCGUCGAAUGGAAAUAAGGAUCCAUUCUGCCCCUACGGCCAGCCCCAUUUCGAGCUGGACUUCGUCUGUCUUUUUGGCAGUGCGUUCCAGUGGCAUUAUCCGACUCCAAGCAAGGGAAACUAUAUCACUGUGAUGGUUGAUAUUGUCCGCCCGAUUUCUGAUCCCGGAGAAGUUACACUGCACAGUGCCGACCCGCUCCAGCAGGCGAAAAUUAACCUGAACUACUUCAACAACGAUCUUGAUAUCAUCGCUGUUCGCGAGGGCAUUAGAUUCAGCUAUGAUGUCUUGAAGAACGGAGAUGGAUUCAAGGACAUCAUUGAGGAUGAGUAUCCGUGGGAGAUGCCCCUUCACGACGACGCUCUCAUGAAAAGGACUGUCUUGGACCGUUGCCAGACUUCGUUCCACCCUUGUGGAACUACCCGGCUUUCCAAGAGUAUCGAACAAGGUGUGGUGGACCCUAAUCUCAAGGUUCACGGAGUAAAGAACCUGCGGGUCAUUGAUGCUUCCGUGAUUCCUGUCAUUCCCGAUUGUCGGAUCCAGAACUCAGUCUACAUGGUAGCCGAGAAGGGCGCCGAUGCUAUCAAGCGCGACCAUGUGGACUUUUACAAAUAG
Messenger RNA from Penicillium pulvis, 1743 nucleotides. Its product is annotated as GMC family oxidoreductase. The record is from RefSeq and is a predicted model, not a curated record. Lineage: Eukaryota; Fungi; Ascomycota; Eurotiomycetes; Eurotiales; Aspergillaceae. Gene Ontology annotation, molecular function: oxidoreductase activity, acting on CH-OH group of donors; flavin adenine dinucleotide binding. The coding region runs from base 1 to 1743 and encodes 580 amino acids. The transcript has a single exon.